UGCAGGAUCAGACGAAGAACAAUAUGACAGAAGCCGUAGUAGACUGGCAGGUGCUCAAGUUUCAGCCGUGGAACAGCGCGCCGGACGUGUCCUUCUGGCAGACGCUCGCGUCGCUCAAGCUUGACAAGUUCCAGCUGAACGACCAGGCACAAGACAUUACGGGUUAUUUUACGCCAGGGAGGUCCGUGAACGUCCCUGCACGCUUCACUAUCGACGAGAGUGCUUUUGCUAGUGCGCAAGGGACCCAAGAGAGCAGGUAAAGCCACGGUAUAAAAUAUGUGAUCCAACCGAGUCUCAUAUUUUAUAUGUGGGUUGGUAGGGACGUGGAUCGUGCUCGAUACGAGUGGCAAGCCCCUGGGCUGCUGUUCAACACAAAUACCCUAGAGGUUGGUGCUGGUGAACUACUAAACUUUAUGUUCCCUCAAGUAGACGAUGCGACUCUUACAAUUAAUAUUAUUAAUGCAGGAUUUUAAGAAGCUGGACAAGGCCAAACUGCUUCGAGAUGCCGGAGACAAGAUCUUAGAUCUAAUACUUGGGAACGAGGACGAGGACAUCUCCACCGACCACCUAAACAGCUUCGUGUUGAUCACUUUUGCCGACCUCAAGAAACAUUCCUUCCUGUACUGGUUCGGCUUUCCGGCGUUGUCUCCCCCAGCCUCAUUCCAGUAUCGAUCUCCUCCUUCGUCGGUAUCCUCGGUUUUGUCGUCCAAAGAGCAGGUUCAGACGCUUCGAGGUCUGCUUAAGUUGCGCCAAGUGAACUGUGAGACUGGUGCAGUGGAGGGCAACUUUGCGUCCUUCUUCGUGGUAGAACGUCUGGCAAAUAGUGACUGCAUCGUGAGAGUUUUGGAUAUUAAGACGUGGAGAGCAGCAGAUCAUACCACAACAGACGUAGUGGACACGCUCUUCGGCUUCGUCGACCCUUGUCCAUUGAAGACGAACCCUGGGUGGCCUCUACGCAACUUUCUGGCGCUCUUGACAGCACUACCGGGUGAGAAAGUGGACUGUUCGCAACCCCUGAAGAUCAUUUCGUUCCGAGAGCAUGUGCAUCAGUUCACUGACGUCCCUGAAGACUUCGAGUGGAAAAAUUCCGUCAUCUUUGAAGUCAAAAGCGAGCCGUUCAUGGCCAACGGCCGGUCCCGACAAGAUGUGCGUGUUAUGGGCUGGGAAGCGAACGUUCGCGGCAAAAUGGGACCUCGAGUGAUGGAACUUGGAGGCAUUUUGGACCCAAUUCGACUCGCAGAGACGUCGGUGGAUCUGAAUCUCAAGCUGAUGAGGUGGCGUCAAUUGCCGUCUCUGGACUUGGAGCUGUUAGCUCAGACCAAGUGUUUGCUGCUUGGCGCAGGGACUCUCGGCUGCUAUACUGCUCGCAGUCUGCUCUCGUGGGGUUUCCGCAACAUCACCUUUGUGGAUAACUCCACUGUGAGUCACUCGAAUCCUGUUCGCCAGCCACUUUUUGAGUUCCAAGACGUCGGCAAACCCAAGGGCGAGUGCGCUGCUAACGCUUUGAAGCGCAUUUUCCCACUCGUGAACUCCCAGGCAGUGAAUCUGACAAUCCCCAUGGCAGGACAUGCAUUGAGUAGCCCCCAGUUGAUGGACGAAGCCAGAAUCGGAUUGGAGACACUGGAACAGCUAAUCGAGUCGCAUGACGUCAUCUUUCUAGGCACAGACUCCCGUGAGAGUCGCUGGCUUCCCACUGUGAUCGCCUCGUCCAAGAAGAAACUAUUUCUGAAUGCAGCGUUGGGCUUCGACGGCUACCUUGUGAUGCGUCAUGGCGUUCAUCCUGAUGGUGACGCUACUAAACCAUCGCUGGGCUGCUACUUCUGCAAUGAUGACAAUAGUCCACCGUAG
This is a messenger RNA of Phytophthora nicotianae INRA-310, 1848 nucleotides long. Its product is annotated as E1-like protein-activating enzyme Gsa7p/Apg7p. Lineage: Eukaryota; Oomycota; Peronosporomycetes; Peronosporales; Peronosporaceae. The transcript has 2 exons. Gene Ontology annotation, cellular component: cytoplasm; phagophore assembly site. The coding region runs from base 433 to 1848 and encodes 471 amino acids. Gene Ontology annotation, molecular function: Atg8 activating enzyme activity; Atg12 activating enzyme activity. Gene Ontology annotation, biological process: C-terminal protein lipidation; autophagy of mitochondrion; protein modification by small protein conjugation. The record is from RefSeq and is a predicted model, not a curated record.